AUGUGGAAAGAGAAUUAUCCUUCAUCGCAUGCUUUAAAACAUUUGACGCCCAUCAACGAAUAUGUUGCGAGCGACUUGAACAACCGGAGCGGAACCAGGCUCGAGACGUUCGGAAUAUUUGUUUUUCCGUCCCAGCCAACCACCAGCCUGGCCUGCUCAGCCUCCCCAGGACGACAUGCCGGCUACGGGGCUCUGGCACCUACUGCUACUCAAUGCUCCCCCCUCACAGAUGGCAAGAGCACAGAUCGGCGGCUUUCAACUCAUUGGCUGCGGACGGUAUAUUCUGAAAUGAGCACUCCUUUCAAGUCCGUCGGCUUUUCUGAAUAUUGCGUGUUCAACGGCCGUGAGUUCAGGCGCAAAAGGGGGACGCAACAAUGGAUCGAAUCCGAGGAACUCGAAGGCAACUUGCCUACACUAGACCGUGCACUACGCCUCUCGCUUAUCCAGCAGAAUCAAGCCGACGACGAACCCCAGCAUUGGUCGGCGUCUUUCUCAAAUGCAUACAACCUUGCCGUCGUCACGGACGCCCAGGCGCUCAUUGUAAAACAGGUGGCCGAGAACGAACCCCCUCCGAGAGCAGUAAAUCGACAGGCUGUUGUGGAAAAUUGUCAAGGCUGGACCAUCCGAGUGAUUGCUAAACUUGUGGCCAGAGGUAUUGUGGACAGUGCUAAGCUCGAGAUGGCUAGGUCCAUGGUCCAACCAAUCUGA
Molecule: messenger RNA, 708 nt
Organism: Paracoccidioides lutzii Pb01
Exons: 4
Coding region: 1-708 (235 amino acids)
Source: RefSeq, a predicted model, not a curated record